Danio aesculapii is the source of this 5355-nucleotide messenger RNA. It is a transcript of the gene sulf2b, whose product is annotated as sulfatase 2b. Gene Ontology annotation, molecular function: N-acetylglucosamine-6-sulfatase activity; glycosaminoglycan binding; calcium ion binding. Gene Ontology annotation, cellular component: Golgi apparatus; endoplasmic reticulum; cell surface. The record is from RefSeq and is a predicted model, not a curated record. Lineage: Eukaryota; Metazoa; Chordata; Actinopteri; Cypriniformes; Danionidae. Bases 593 to 3721 code for a protein of 1042 amino acids. The transcript is spliced from 21 exons.
AAAGCAAAGGAGGCAGGCGUGUUUUAACAGAUGGCUCUUGCUGUCCCGAUUCAGCCAGCUCACAGCCUCUGGUAGAGUUCAAACACGGAAAGAGAGAGAAAGAAAGAGAGAGAGAGUGCAAGGUACUUCAGGAAAUUGAAACCGCUUCAGUUAGAACUUUUUUUUUUUACUUGUCUCUCUUUAAAACUUUCCGUCCAGCCUCUCUCGCUCUUACUUCUGUGUUGACAGUCAUUUGAAAGUUUGACAAACUUCGCAGCAAUGCUGUGACAACAGUGCAACAGGGUGUAGGAAGACAGAUAUCAGGAUAGAAGAGGACAAAAGUGCACCUUGACCAGCACCUCCUGCCUGGCUCGCCAAAUUCGGGGUGUCCACCGCAGGACAGAAGGGAACAAACUGCCACCUGCUUUCCCUGCAGCUGUGCAUGAGAACCACCUGGAUUGGUGAGCUCGAUCAGUCGUGGUCUUCUGGCGCAGCAGUGCAUCACUUUUGGAGAAGUGGAGAAGAAAUCAUCUCGCCUUUGUCAGGUGCCAGAGGGUGAAGUUGGUGUAGUGUGUGUAGGAGCCCGGCACUAGUCACAGUUUUAGUGGUGGUGAUGGCGGCGCAUGGACUGGCGACUCGAAUCUUGCCACUGCUGCUGGCCGUGUUGGCAGUGGCUCAUGCCUCCAUCUUCCUGUCCAACCAGAGACUUAAACCUCGAUUCCAGCGAGACCGCCGAAACAUCCGGCCCAACAUUAUCCUCAUCCUCACUGAUGACCAGGACAUUGAGUUGGGCUCCAUGCAGGUCAUGAAUAAGACCCGGCGGAUCAUGGAACAGGGUGGAACGCACUUCUCCAAUGCGUUCGUCACCACACCCAUGUGCUGUCCGUCACGCUCCUCCAUGCUGACGGGGAAAUAUGCCCACAACCAUAACACCUACACAAACAACGAGAACUGCUCUUCGCCUUCCUGGCAGGCCCAGCAUGAGCCACGCACUUUUGGAGUUUAUCUCAACAACACCGGCUACAGGACAGCAUUUUUCGGGAAGUAUCUGAAUGAGUAUAACGGUACUUACAUUCCCCCGGGCUGGAGAGAGUGGGUCGCAAUGGUGAAGAAUUCCCGCUUCUACAACUACACCCUGUGCAGGAAUGGCGUCCGAGAGAAACAUGGAUUUGAAUACCCAAAGGACUACCUGACAGAUCUAAUAACCAACGACAGCAUCAAUUACUUCCGCAUGUCAAAGAAGAUUUACCCACACAGACCCGUGCUGAUGGUGAUCAGCCAUGCUGCCCCUCACGGCCCAGAGGAUGCGGCCCCACAGUACACGACUGCCUUCCCCAAUGCAUCCCAGCACAUAACGCCCAGUUAUAACUACGCUCCUAAUCCGGACAAACACUGGAUUAUGCGCUACACCGGCCCCAUGAAGCCCAUUCACAUGGAGUUCACUAACAUGCUGCAGCGCAAGAGGCUGCAGACGCUGCUGUCCGUGGAUGACAGUGUGGAGAAGGUAUAUAACAUGUUGGUGGACACUGGGGAGCUGGACAACACGUAUGUGAUCUACACGGCAGACCACGGAUACCACAUCGGUCAGUUCGGCCUGGUCAAGGGCAAAUCCAUGCCCUACGAGUUCGACAUCAGAGUUCCCUUCUACAUUCGCGGCCCUAAUGUGGAGGCAGGAGGCAUCAACCCCCACAUAGUGUUGAACAUAGACUUGGCCCCCACCAUUCUGGAUAUCGCUGGCAUGGAUGUUCCUCCAGAUAUGGAUGGCAAAUCCAUCCUCAAGCUUCUGGACACGGACCGCAUGAUGAACAGGUUCCAGCUCAACAAGAAAGGCAAAGUGUGGAGGGACUCAUUCCUGGUGGAGAGAGGGAAACUGCUACACAAAGUGUUGAAUGAUGGGAAAGAUAUGGCCGAGGAGGAGAACUACCUCCCCAAAUACCAGCGUGUUAAAGACCUGUGCCAGCGCGCCGAGUACCAGACACCAUGUGAACAGAUUGGACAGAAGUGGCAGUGUGUUGAAGACCCCACAGGGAAGCUGAGGUUGUCUAAAUGUAAAGGCAUGUCCAGUCUGAGCGCAGUGCAGAAGCCGUCCCUCUCCAGCAUCAAAUCUGAGCUUUACCUGCAGAGCAUCAGCACUGAUGUCAGCCUCAAUUCAGAGCCACAAGAAUGCAACUGCCAACCAAAGAGCUACAGACUGAGCACUUACUCCAAGAGCAAACUCUUCUCCAAAAAGAAGUUGAAAUCUCUGAAGAGCUUCUCCAGGAACCGUUUCGCUCGAGCGCUGUCCAUGGAGACUGGAGGAGAUCUGUAUGCUGUGGAUUUGGACGAUGAGCACAGGAACCUCAGUUUGAGGCACAGCACUGCGGAAGAGGAUGAGGAGUUCAGUGGGGCGGAGCCCACCACCAUCAGUCAGAGCAACAGCCUGAGCGUGCCCUCCUCCAUCAAAGUCACUCACAGAUGCUCCAUUCUGGCCAAUGAAACAGUCAAGUGUGACGUGGGUCUCUACAAAUCACUGCAGGCCUGGAAAGACCACAAGCUCCAUAUCGACCAUGAAAUCGAGACCCUCCAAACCAAGAUUAAAAACCUGCGUGAAGUCCGAGGUCACCUGAAAAAGGCACGACCUGAAGAAUGUGACUGCAACAAAUACUAUUACAAAUCCAAGUACAAGAGUAAGCUGAGGAAAUACAAAACAGGAAAUGUCCAUCCUUUCAGAAAAGGACAGGAGAAGGAUAAGAAGGCCUGGAAUAUGCUGGAGCAGAAGCGCAGGAAGAAGCUAAGGAAGCUGUUGAAGCGUCUGCGUAACAAUGACACAUGCAGCAUGCCCGGUCUCACCUGCUUCACACACGACAACCAGCACUGGCAGACGGCUCCAUUCUGGACACUGGGACCAUUUUGUGCAUGCACUAGUGCCAAUAACAACACUUACUGGUGUAUGAGGACCAUUAACGAGACGCACAACUUCCUCUUCUGCGAGUUUGCCACUGGAUUUCUGGAGUACUUUGACAUCAACACAGAUCCAUAUCAGUUGGUGAAUGCGGUGAACACACUGGACCGGUACGUCCUCAAUCAGCUGCACGUUCAGCUCAUGGAGCUCAGAGGCUGUAAGGGACACAAGCAGUGUAACCCUCGCACCCGCAACCUCGACAUGGAGGACAGAUUUGGGAAGGAUGGGAAGGGUAACGCGUGGAACGACGAGGACGUCCCGGAAGACACCAACCUGUUUCCCGGCGAGUCGAACUGGUCCGAACUUGAACCUUUGUACAGACUUGAUGAACACGCCUACGAUCUCAAACUCAACUUCACCCUCAGCCUCGAGGACUGGGCUCAUUUCAGCCACUCCGUGGACCAAAUGUUCACCCUCCUCAGCAACGACAACCAGCCAUACUCUCCGCCGCACUCUGAAGACAGACUAUCAGGACGAGGCCACGCCCUCGUGUCCUCCAGCCAAUCAGCUUCAGCCAUCUACCUGACCACUCUGGCCACGCCAGCUCUUUUGCUGAGAGAAGCAGGUGCAGAGGUUUUGAAAGACGCAUUGGGGCUCAACCAACAGGAACAACAUCCAUCAAAUUCCAUACAACCUGUCGGGUCACAAGUGGACAAAUCAAGCCUGGAUGCUCCUCUUGGAGAGCUAAAAGAGGACAGAGAGAAAGAAAGGAGGGACGAAGAGGAAGAGGAGGAGUUAAGGACAGAAAGGUUAAGCUCCACUCACUGUGACUGCAACGAGAUUUUGCAGGAAACGGGUUGACUUUAGCAUUUUAUUUCUCUUGCUCAUACCGUUCCUCAUCAGAAAGACUUUUUUAAGGAUGUUUGAUACCAGCACACAGUGCUUCAGGUUGAUUUUCGUCUCCUGUAUUUGUUCCUAGCCUCAGACAUUUCCUGCUACACUCGAUCAGUUUUCCCAUUCUGUCCAUGAGGCCAGGCUCUAAAAGGAGCACAUCUUCUACCUUUUAACUUGGAGUCAUCCCUCUUUUUAUUCUAAAAUUUUUUAGUUUUUUUAUUUGGCGACUCAAAUUCAUAGCAGUAAAACUUCACAAGAAAGUGGGUCAUUGUGUCCGUUCAUACUUGAUCCAGUUUGAAACCGGUUUUGCAUCAGAAUCCUUGCUUUUUUUUUACUGGUUUUCUACAGGAAGCGCCUCGCUUAUCUCUUACACAGCCUUACAACUUCACAAACAGCACCUCAAAAACUGUAGGUCAAUGACGAGUGUGUGUGUGUGUGAGUGUGAACUCAGUGUAGUCAAAUAUGAACAAGAGUGUGUUAAAAUUGAGCUUUUUGAUUUGAUUGGUUGCGCUCUGUGUGUUACAGUUUGUUUACAAUUAAAUAUUGGACCAUUUUUUGGUCCGUUUGAAAGGAAUAAUCUAAAUUUCUUAAAGCUUAUAAGUUGAACCAACUAAUCACUCAAAAAUAGUUUGUUUGAUGUAUUUGUCAUUAAUUGUGUUUGACUAAAUUGUGCCCCAACCCCCCCACCCCCCGCCUCUUAAGCACACUGAGAAAGAAAUGUUGAUGUAUCGAACAUGACUCAUCAUAUUUGUAACCAUAGCUUGUUCUUAAAACGUUUUCGCUUUUCAUGACGCUACUAAUAGUACAGCAAAUAUAUGAAAUGGAUGUAUGUAUUUUACUGUGUGUUUUGCAAAUGUAAAUUGUUAAAGGAUAUUUUAUUACACGUUUGAAGCUAAACCAACCGCCAGCCAUAAAGAUUUCACUCCAGCUUCGAGUUUUAUUAUUUAUGCAGCGUAUUUUUUUUAACAGUUCUACAUAUCCACAUAUCCAGAUUUUUUUUGUGAUGUAUCUGAGAUUGUUUAAAUUAUUAAUCCGCCUUCCACGUGUGUUUCAUCCAUUGCUGCUUUGAGAUUAUAGUGAUGGGACACUUCAUUAGUACAGGACAGUUCGCUAUAAAAAAAAAAAAAAAAAAAAAAAAAAAGCAGGGCUCCAUGCGAUUCAUUAAUGUUGUCCCAACACGAAUCAAUUAAAUUACAAUUAAGUUGUCCCAACAAAAAUCCUCAAGAAUUGUGUUGUUUCAGCUCAUUUUAAGUAAGUAAUUUGACUGUGUGUUCACAUAUUUCAUCAUAUUCACCCCUCAUCUCUCGUGGCUGUACUAAAAGCAGUUUUGUCUGAGAUUGUGGUUGUUUUGAAAACCAUCAGAAUUGCUGUAAGAAUGAGAGAUGUAUAGGAGACUCGAAUGGAAGGAUACAUUUUCCUCUGGCACUUUCAAAAGGAAGGCAUUUUUUCCUGAAAUAGGAUUUUAAAAGAAAUGAGAGAUGGUUUAAACAUAAAGUCUUGUACAGUUCUAUAGAUUUAUCAUACCUAUAUUUUUGUUUCGGUUUACCAGUGACCAUUUGAUAGUGCUCAUUACUUUGUGAAUAAAGUGUUGAAUGCCCAAA